This is a messenger RNA of Mangifera indica (mango), 673 nucleotides long. RefSeq names its product bifunctional adenosine 5'-phosphosulfate phosphorylase/adenylylsulfatase HINT4. Lineage: Eukaryota; Viridiplantae; Streptophyta; Magnoliopsida; Sapindales; Anacardiaceae. The coding region runs from base 62 to 514 and encodes 150 amino acids. The transcript is spliced from 6 exons. The record is from RefSeq and is a predicted model, not a curated record. Gene Ontology annotation, molecular function: catalytic activity.
ACCGGUAUUUUUAAAAAUAAAUAAGAGAUGGCGUUGAAUUUGAUGUCUCUAAUUAGGGCAAAUGGCGGGAGCAAUCUCACCAACACCAUGCAUCUUCUGUCAGAUUGCCCGCAAUUCCACUUCUACCACUCUCCUGCACACAGAUGAAAAGGUCGUUGCUUUUCACGACAUCAAUCCUUCUGCUUUCAGACAUUACUUGGUUAUUCCCGUGGAGCACAUUCCAACUGUUAAAGAUCUUCAGAGCAGACAUGAAGACUACUCAUUGGUAAGUCACAUGUUAAAUGUGGGUCAAACUCUUUUACGCCGGGACGCACCUCAGUCUGAACAGUACAGAUUUGGAUUCCAUCAACCUCCAAUGAACAGUGUCGACCAUCUACAUCUCCAUUGUUUGGCUCUACCCUACAUACCAAGAUGGAAACAUCUAAAAUACUUGUCUCUGGGACCAUUCGGUGGGUUCAUUGAAGCUGAGAAGUUGCUGGAGAAGAUAAAGCCUUUUUCCUCUAUUCCUUCUUAACCGUGGUUGUCCUAAAGUUUUAUUAUUCUUGUAUUAAACUGUAUUUCAGAAAGAAAUUGUAAGUUUUCUUAUGAUUCGUUGUUAUGCUGACUCUGUCCUAAUAAACUUGGGUAAUAUCCUUAAUAAUCAUAUGUACAUCGAAAUUUUUAUUGUGGUGAA